GUAAAUUCUACUGAAAAUCACUCGAUUCUAACGCUUCUUUAACAAGCUAGAAAACUGAAUAGAUACGAAGAUGAUUGGCAAACGUCCUCAAGGAUUGCGCGCUGCAGCAUCUCAGAAAAAGCAGCAAUUAGAAAAACAACGUCAGGAGGCAGCUGCAAAUGGAAUCGACGCUUCUGAGCAAGGAAAUGGAGAUGUAAACAAAGGUGAAGGGGACGAAGACGAAACCAUGUUGGUGUAUACAGAAGAAGACAAUAUUGACCAACUCUGGGGAUUGUAUGAGAUGAGCCGUGAAAAAUUAGAAGGUGGUGAUAUUGAAGGAAGCAUCAACCUUGUCUUCGGUACCAUUCAUGAGGCCGAUCGUAUUCUUCGUAACACAGAGGACUAUUCUGGUCUUCCUAAGGAUUUCCACGCAGCUUAUUCAAUGGCUCUCUUGGCUGUUUCUGAAUUAUACGAGCCUGCUAAAGGACGUCUCAAAGAAACCAAUGAUGAAGAGUCAUUCAUUGACGCUGCCUUAGAAAGAGCUCAACUUGGUUUGGAAGCUUCGGGUGACCAAUCUCGUCUUAACCUUGCUUUUGGACGUGCAUAUUUAGAAAAAGUACGUAUAACCUUGUGGAAGCAAGACGAUCAGCAGAACCCUUCGGAUCAAUCUGUUAUUAUACAGAUCGUCAGUCCUUACAUUGAAUCCGCUCUUCAAUACCUUCGUCCUCUACUUUCGAUGGAACCAUUUGAUGAUUUGACUCCUGAUUCUUUGCGUCCAUUGUAUGUCUUGUCCUCUUAUAUGUUUCAAUUUGGCUCUCAGUUUCCUGAAAGCUCCCUUUUAGACGUACAUUCCGUUAUUGUUGGUCUUUGGGAAAAAUGUAGCGCUUUCCCAGAUUGUCCUCUUCCUGUCCGUCUUGCUACCAAGGAAGCAGUUCUAGCUAGUCAUACAAGCUUCGCCGAAUAUUAUAUCGAUUUGAUGGAUGUGGAUGAAGAAAAUGCCGAAAAGUGGGCUAAAAAAGCCUCUGAAUGGCUUUCUCACUCCGUUGAUGCUUGGAAUGCACUUUAUGAGUUGGAUAACUCAGCCGAACGACUUUUGAAGUUGGCCGAUAUUAAGAUGGAUUUAGCUCAGAUCACUGAGGAAGAAGGUUCUCAAGAUGAGUAUUUGAAGGCCGCCUCUACAGCUUUGCAGGAUGCUCAGAAGGCUGGUGUAAAGCUAAAUCCCGAUUAUGUGGAAUUCCUUGAAGCAUGCUCUUCUGCUUAAAACCGCUUACAUUGGUUAGCCUUUCGUCUUUCUUAUACGUUUUGUUUUUUUUUUGGUUACAUUGUGGUUUCACAAAUUUUCUUGGUGUUUUGUAUUUAUCUUGUCCAAAUACAUAGAAAUGGUAAUUUAGCUGGUAUAUUAAGUCAAAAAUCGUCCAUUUGAUAUGUACGGCUUAUUUGUUGUAGACUAUUCUUUGGCUUUCUAUUAGUAUCAGCUAGUCUGGAUUGUGCAAACAAUCACUACUUAUAUAGAAAACAUAAUAAAACUAAUAAAUAAUAUUAGACUUGCUUUGCAG
Messenger RNA from Schizosaccharomyces octosporus yFS286, 1535 nucleotides. RefSeq names its product nuclear pore complex associated protein. Lineage: Eukaryota; Fungi; Ascomycota; Schizosaccharomycetes; Schizosaccharomycetales; Schizosaccharomycetaceae. The coding region runs from base 71 to 1240 and encodes 389 amino acids. Gene Ontology annotation, cellular component: nucleus. The transcript is spliced from 2 exons. Gene Ontology annotation, biological process: positive regulation of SREBP signaling pathway; translational termination; positive regulation of cellular response to hypoxia. The record is from RefSeq and is a predicted model, not a curated record. Gene Ontology annotation, molecular function: protein binding.